GGGAGGGGGAGUGGGCGGAGGAGGGGGCUGCCUGAGCCUCUUGUCCGGCCCACCGACAGCAUGAAGCCUUUAGGGGUGCUCAGUGCUUUCAGCUCUUUCCUUGAAACCUCUCAUCCGCCCUCAGUCUGAAGGUAGGGCUAGACGUAGGACGGAUCUCGGGGUCCCAGUCUGCAGGGCCACCCCAGAGGGAGAGGAGGGGGCGAGAGACAGGAAGGAAGCAAAUCAUCAAAUUGGAAAAAAAAAAAAUAAGAGCCCUUUGACUUUUUUUUUUUUAAACCCCCUCUCCCUUCCGGAUGGCUGUGUAGCAAGCGUAGGCGACACCUUGGAAGGGACGAAGCUGGUCUGCAGUGGCAAUUUCGUGGGGUUCACAGUUGUGAGCGCGGGGCUUGGAGAUGGAGCCCUGGUCCAGGUGGAAAACGAAACGGUGGGUCUGGGAUCUCACCAUCUCAACCCUCGCCUUGACCUUCCUCUUCCAAGCCAGAGAGGUCAGAGGAGCUGCUCCAGUUGAUAUACUAAAAGCACUAGAUUUUCACAAUUCUCCAGUGGGAAUAUCUAAAACAACAGGAUUUUGUACAAACAGGAAGAAUUCUAGAGAUUCAGAUAUUGCUUAUAGAGUUACGGACGAAGCACAAAUCAGCGCCCCAACGAAACAGCUAUUUCCAGGUGGAAUUUUUCCCGAAGAUUUUUCAAUACUAUUUACAAUAAAACCCAAAAAAGGAACUCAGUCUUUCCUUUUAUCAAUAUAUAAUGAACAUGGUAUUCAGCAACUUGGUGUUGAGGUUGGGAGAUCACCUGUUUUUCUAUUUGAAGACCACACUGGAAAACCCAGUCCCGAAAAUUAUCCCCUCUUCUCAACAGUUAACAUCGCCGAUGGGAAGUGGCAUCGGGUCGCGAUCAGCGUGGAGAAGAAAACUGUGACAAUGAUUGUUGAUUGUAAGAAGAAAAUCACAAAACCCCUCGAUAGAAGUGAGAGAUCAAUAGUCGAUACCAAUGGAAUCAUGGUGUUCGGAACAAGAAUUUUAGAAACAGAUGUUUUCCAGGGCGAUAUUCAGCAGUUCUUGAUCACUGGUGACCCCAAGGCAGCAUAUGACUAUUGUGACCAUUAUAGUCCAGACUGUGACUCAACAUCCAAGGCUGCCCAAGCUCAGGAGCCGCAGAUAGAUGAGUAUGCACCUGAGGAUAUAAUCGAGUAUGACUAUGAUUAUGGGGAAACAGACUAUAAAGAAAUUGAGAGUAUAACAGAGACACCCACUGUCACUGAAGAAACAGUAGCCCAAACAGAGGCAAAUAUUGUGGAUGAUUUUCAAGACUACAACUAUGGAACAAUGGAAACUUACCAGACACAGUCUCCUAGGCGCUUAUCAGGAUCGAAUGAGCCAAAUCCAGUUGAAGAAGGUUUUACUGAAGAAUAUCUAACUGGAGAGGAUUAUGAUGUCCAGAGAAACAUUUCUGAGGAUAUUCUAUAUGGAAACAAAGGAAUAGACGGCAGGGACUCUGAUCUGCUGGUAGAUGGAGAUUUAGGCGAAUAUGAUUUUUAUGAAUACAAGGAAUAUGAAGAACGGACUACAACGUCCCCUAAUGAAGAAUUUGGCCCAGGUGUUCCAGCAGAAACUGAUUUCACAGAAACAAGCAUAAAUGGCCAUGGUGCAUAUGGAGAGAAAGGGCAGAAGGGGGAACCAGCUGUGGUUGAACCUGGAAUGCUUGUUGAAGGACCACCUGGGCCAGCAGGACCAGCGGGUCUGAUGGGUCCUCCAGGUCAACAAGGCCCUUCUGGGCCCCCCGGUGACCCUGGUGAUCGGGGCCCCCCAGGACGUCCUGGCUUACCAGGCGCUGAUGGUCUACCUGGUCCUCCUGGAACCAUGUUGAUGUUACCAUUCCGCUAUGGGGGCGAUGGCUCCAAAGGACCAACCAUCUCUGCACAGGAAGCUCAGGCUCAGGCGAUUCUUCAGCAGGCUCGGAUUGCUCUAAGAGGCCCACCCGGCCCCAUGGGUCUGACUGGAAGGCCAGGUCCUGUGGGGGGUCCUGGUUCUGCUGGAGCCAAAGGUGAGAGUGGGGACCCAGGUCCUCAGGGCCCUCGAGGUGUCCAAGGUCCACCUGGUCCAACAGGAAAACCUGGAAAGAGGGGCCGUCCAGGUGCAGAUGGAGGACGAGGGAUGCCAGGAGAACCUGGGUCUAAGGGAGACAGAGGAUUUGAUGGACUUCCAGGUCUGCCGGGUGAAAAAGGUCAUAGGGGGGAAAGAGGCCCACAAGGUCCUCCCGGCCUUCCUGGAGAUGAUGGAAUGAGGGGAGAAGAUGGAGAGAUUGGGCCCAGGGGUCUUCCAGGUGAAGCUGGUCCACGAGGCUUGCUGGGACCACGGGGAACUCCAGGACCUCCUGGGCAGCCUGGUAUGGCAGGUAUAGAUGGCCCCCAAGGACCAAAAGGAAACAUGGGUCCUCAAGGGGAGCCUGGACCUCCAGGUCAGCAAGGGAAUCCAGGACCUCAGGGUCUUCCUGGUCCACAAGGCCCUAUUGGCCCUCCUGGUGAAAAAGGACCACAAGGAAAGCCAGGGCUUGCUGGACUUCCCGGUGCUGAUGGGCCUCCUGGUCACCCUGGAAAAGAAGGCCAGUCUGGAGAAAAGGGGGCCUUGGGUCCUCCUGGUCCCCAGGGGCCUAUUGGCUAUCCUGGCCCCCGAGGAGUAAAGGGUGCAGAUGGUGUCAGAGGUCUCAAGGGAUCUAAAGGGGAAAAGGGUGAAGAUGGCUUUCCAGGAUUCAAAGGUGACAUGGGGCUUAAAGGGGACAGAGGUGAGGUGGGCCAAGUUGGCCCAAGAGGAGAAGAUGGCCCUGAGGGCCCCAAAGGCCGAGCAGGCCCAACUGGAGACCCAGGACCCUCUGGCCAAGCAGGAGAGAAGGGGAAACUUGGGGUUCCAGGAUUGCCAGGAUAUCCAGGAAGACAAGGUCCUAAGGGUUCCACUGGAUUUCCUGGAUUUCCAGGUGCCAACGGGGAGAAAGGUGCCCGGGGAGUUGCUGGCAAACCGGGCCCCCGGGGUCAACGUGGUCCAACGGGUCCUCGUGGUUCCAGAGGUGCCAGAGGUCCCACAGGGAAACCAGGGCCGAAGGGUACUUCAGGUGGUGAUGGCCCUCCAGGCCCUCCCGGUGAAAGAGGCCCUCAAGGACCUCAGGGUCCAGUUGGAUUCCCUGGACCGAAAGGCCCUCCUGGCCCUGCUGGGAAGGACGGACUACCAGGACACCCUGGACAGCGUGGAGAGACUGGAUUUCAAGGCAAGACUGGUCCCCCUGGGCCAGGAGGUGUGGUUGGACCUCAGGGACCGACUGGUGAGACAGGUCCAAUUGGUGAACGUGGGCAUCCUGGACCUCCUGGUCCUCCUGGUGAGCAAGGACUUCCUGGUGCUGCAGGGAAAGAAGGUGCAAAGGGUGACCCAGGUCCUCAAGGUAUCUCAGGGAAAGAUGGACCAGCAGGAAUACGUGGUUUCCCAGGUGAAAGAGGCCUUCCUGGAGCCCAGGGCGCACCUGGACUGAAAGGAGGAGAAGGUCCCCAGGGCCCACAGGGUCCAGUUGGCUCUCCGGGAGAGCGAGGCUCUGCAGGCACAGCGGGCCCAAUUGGUUUGCCAGGACGUCCAGGCCCCCAGGGCCCUCCUGGUCCAGCAGGAGAAAAAGGUGCUCCUGGAGAGAAGGGUCCUCAAGGCCCUGCAGGUAGAGAUGGAGUCCAAGGCCCUGUGGGUCUCCCAGGGCCUACUGGGCCUGCUGGCUCUCCUGGUGAGGAUGGAGACAAGGGUGAAAUUGGAGAACCAGGCCAAAAGGGCAGCAAAGGUGACAAGGGCGAAAACGGCCCUCCUGGUCCCCCAGGUCUUCAAGGACCUGUUGGUGCCCCUGGAAUUGCUGGAGGAGAUGGUGAGGCAGGUCCCAGAGGACAGCAGGGAAUGUUUGGACAGAAAGGUGACGAGGGCGCACGAGGCUUCCCAGGACCUCCUGGGCCCAUAGGUCUUCAGGGGUUACCAGGCCCUCCAGGUGAAAAGGGCGAAAAUGGCGAUGUUGGACCCAUGGGUCCACCAGGUCCUCCUGGCCCACGAGGCCCUCAAGGUCCCAAUGGAGCUGAUGGACCACAAGGACCCCCGGGCUCUAUUGGUUCUGUUGGUGGCGUGGGAGACAAGGGUGAACCUGGAGAAGCCGGGAACCCAGGGCCCCCUGGCGAAGCUGGCUCAAGUGGUCCCAAAGGAGAGAGAGGAGAGAAAGGAGAAGCUGGGGCCCCUGGUGCUGCGGGUCCUGCUGGUGCUAAGGGGCCGCCCGGUGAUGAUGGUCCCAAGGGGAACCCGGGGCCUGUUGGUUUUCCUGGAGAUCCUGGCCCACCUGGAGAACCUGGCCCUGCUGGGCAAGAUGGUGUCGGGGGAGACAAGGGUGAAGAUGGAGAUCCAGGGCAACCGGGUCCCCCUGGUCCAUCUGGUGAGGCUGGCCCACCAGGUCCUCCCGGAAAGAGAGGUCCUCCUGGUGCUCCGGGUUCAGAAGGAAGGCAAGGCGAAAAAGGUGCUAAGGGAGAAGCUGGUGCUGAAGGGCCUCCUGGGAAAACUGGCCCUGUUGGACCUCAGGGUCCAUCUGGAAAGCCUGGUCCUGAAGGUCUUCGAGGCAUCCCUGGUCCUGUGGGAGAACAAGGACUCCCUGGUGCUGCUGGCCAAGAUGGGCCACCUGGUCCGCUGGGACCUCCUGGUUUACCUGGUCUCAAAGGUGACCCUGGCUCUAAGGGUGAAAAGGGACAUCCUGGUUUAAUUGGAUUGAUUGGUCCUCCAGGAGAACAAGGGGAAAAAGGUGACAGAGGACUCCCUGGGACUCAAGGUUCUCCAGGAGCCAAAGGGGAUGGGGGCAUCCCAGGUCCUGCUGGUCCCAUAGGGCCUCCUGGUCCUCCAGGAUUACCAGGUCCUGCUGGCCCGAAGGGUAACAAAGGAUCUUCUGGACCUACUGGCCAGAAGGGUGACAGUGGUCUUCCAGGGCCUCCUGGGCCUCCAGGUCCUCCUGGAGAAGUGAUCCAGCCCUUACCUAUCUUGUCACCCAAGAAGACAAGAAGACACACUGAAAGCAUUCAGGCCGAUGCAGGGGAUAAUAUUCUUGAUUAUGCAGAUGGAAUGGAGGAAAUAUUCGGUUCCCUCAAUUCUCUGAAACAAGACAUUGAACACAUGAAGUUUCCCAUGGGCACACAGACUAAUCCAGCACGAACAUGUAAAGACCUGCAACUUAGCCAUCCUGACUUCCCAGAUGGUGAAUAUUGGAUUGAUCCUAACCAAGGUUGUUCAGGAGAUUCCUUCAAAGUUUACUGUAAUUUCACAGCUGGUGGCGAGACGUGCAUCUAUCCAGACAAAAAAUCUGAGGGAGUACGAAUUUCAUCAUGGCCAAAGGAGAAACCAGGAAGUUGGUACAGUGAAUUUAAGAGAGGAAAACUGCUUUCAUAUUUAGAUGUGGAAGGCAAUUCCAUCAAUAUGGUGCAAAUGACAUUCCUGAAACUCCUGACUGCCUCUGCCCGACAAAAUUUCACCUACCAUUGCCAUCAGUCGGCUGCAUGGUAUGAUAUGUCAUCAGCAAGUUAUGACAAAGCACUUCGGUUUUUGGGAUCUAAUGAUGAGGAAAUGUCCUAUGAGAACAACCCACACAUCAAAGCGUUGUAUGACGGCUGUGCGUCCAGAAAAGGCUAUGAAAAGACUGUGAUUGAGAUCAAUACUCCGAAAAUUGAUCAGGUACCCAUCAUUGAUGUAAUGAUCAAUGAUUUUGGUGAUCAGAAUCAGAAGUUUGGAUUUGAAGUUGGUCCAGUUUGCUUUCUUGGCUAAGAUUUGGACGAAGACUCUAUGAAACCAACAGAAGAAGUACCUUGGUACUUGCCGCCAACCCAGUUCAUGCCACAUGCAAGUUUUGAAUGAGGACAGUAGAGAACAUGUGUUUAGGAAGUACGAAUGCCUGCUGGAGGCGCACUCAGAGGAAAGAAGUCCUGAUAGUCAUAACAAUGUAAAAUAGUGUGGCUGAGAUGGCAACGAGGCUGAUUCUUGAUCUCAACCGUCAUCUCUCCUUUUCCUAUUUGAAUUUCUUUGGUGCUGGAGAAAAAAAAGAGAGAGAGAGAAAAAUAUAUAUUCAUAAAAAAAACCAUGGUGCUCAUUCCCACCCAUCAAAGAUAUAGUAAAAGUGUGUUUAAUAAAUUGUAAUUAUUUUAUGUACAGUUCUACACUGUCAUUCAUGUGUCCAUUUCCAAAACUUGCACGUGACUCUGAAUCCCACCUAGCUCUCACUUCAUGACAAUUGUGGAACUGUGGUGACAAUAAAUACAGUGUGACAAAGACUAAAGUUGUAAUUUCUGAUGACUCUAAUUCCCUUCCUUUGAUUAAUAAUAAAAUGCCUUUGUAUAUGUUCAUGUUGAAGAGUUCAGUUAUUUGAUGGCACAAACAAAUUACACUUGGGGCCAAACCCAGACUUUCAGGAGCACACGCCAAUCAAUUCUUUUCAGCUGACAGUAACUUGUUGAAUUUCAGCCAAAAGUCUCAUGCAUUUUAAUGCUUAAUUUGGUGCUAUACCUCAAAUAUUUUCUUCUCAGAACCCAGAUUUCACAGAAUACUUGUAUAUAUGAAAAACAAGAAAGUUUAUAUUUUUGGACAGGAACGUAUGUAUGAAAAACUAUUUUAACGUCCACCCAGUAAAUAACUUUGUGUACAAUUAUUUCUCUACUUAAUAGUCUCUCAUUGUCUUCAGUGUGCUUCAGUAAUGCCAACUAAUAUUAAAGAUGGAAACUAAGCAAAUGUUUAUGAAUUUGUGCAAUGUUAAAUUUUUAAACAAUGAAAUUUUUGAGUCUGAUCUAAAUGGCAUAGUAAUAACAGUCCCAGAUAUAAUUUUAUUUGCCCAACAAAUACAAUUUCUUUCCUCUUAAGAUGAUUAUAUUCCACAUUUGACCAACCUAGUUGCUAAAUAUGGGUGGGCUGCUUUAAAAGUCAUAUUUAUUCAAAACAGUCAAUCCCCCUCCUUUUUCCACUAAGGUAUUUUCUUUUGCAUAGCUUGAAUUAGCAGUAAAAUUUUAAAAUCACCAACUGAACUUUGUAUCUAUUUUAAAUAAUAUAUGUAAGACUUGAAAAUAAAUGUUUUAUUAUAAUUUCUUAUAUGAAGUGUUAAAUUAAUUGAUACCAGAUUCCACUGGAACAUUUAUUAACUGAUAAUUUAUCAAAAAGAACAUAAUCUGUAAUAAUGACAAUUAAAAGUGAACAUUUGUAAUUCAGAAUUUUUUUAUUUCUGAAACCAAGUUUGUAAAUGUCCUUUGGAGGAGGGAGAUAUGAAUUUUAUCAAUAAAUCAAGUCUUGUCUAUCUGGA
Molecule: messenger RNA, 7326 nt
Organism: Peromyscus californicus insignis
Lineage: Eukaryota; Metazoa; Chordata; Mammalia; Rodentia; Cricetidae
Gene: Col11a1
Product: collagen type XI alpha 1 chain
Exons: 67
Coding region: 393-5807 (1804 amino acids)
Cellular component (GO): collagen type XI trimer
Molecular function (GO): extracellular matrix structural constituent
Source: RefSeq, a predicted model, not a curated record